AUGAAUGAGCUAGAAGAUUUACCUAAAAAAGGAGAACCUAUCAAACAAACAGUUUCGACGCAGUACCCUAAAAUUAAAGAUCGUUCUUUUCAAGCAUCAUGGUUCCACGAAUAUAAGUGGUUGAUGUAUUCGGUGGAAAAAGACGCUGCCUUUUGUUAUGCGUGUAUGCAAUUCAAACCAUCAGGAAUGAAAGAUGUUGCAUAUACUUUGAGUGGCUUUAAAAACUGGAAAAAUGCUAAAGAUGCUAAAAGAGGUUUUCCAAGACAUGAAAAGACAGGAUCGCAUGUUGAAGCUAUGAUUAUGUGGGAAGAAAAAAAGAAUCGACAAACUUCAAACACAGAAAUUUCAACUAUUGUCAAUGACAAAACCCUUAAAAAACACAGAUAUUAUUUAAAAUCGAUUUUCGAAGUCGUUCAAUUCCUGGUGAUCAAUGAACUUUCAUUUCGCGGAUCCUAUGACAUUGAUGAGAAAGCUGAACGUGGAUUAUUCAUUAAACUUUUCGAGUUCGCAUUGAAAAAAGACAGAUUUUUAGCUGAAUGCAACGAAACUAUACCAAAUAAUGGAAAAUACACGUCUCCAGAAAUACAAAAUGAAAUCAUUCAAAUCAUGGCGGAAUCUGUUAGAGAAUCAGUAGUUAUUGAUGUGAUGAAAUCUGAUGUUCCAUGGUUUACGCUAAUGGAAGAUGGGACCAAAGACAAAAACAACAGAGAAAACAUAGCUAUCGCUAUUAGAUACGUAAAGGAAGGAAAACCUCGAGAAUCUUUACUCAAUAUUAUCACAACCAAGGAAUUGGACGCUAAAACAUUUACCGAGAAAACUAUUGAAACAUUGCGUGAGAAUAGCAUCGAUCUGUCACGUCUUCUGAGUCAAUGCUAUGAUGGAGCUAAUGUGAUGAGUGGUAAAAAAGGAGGUGUCUCUGGUCUCUUGGAACAACACCUUAAUCGUAAAAUUCCUUACAUACACUGCUUCAACCAUCGUCUCCAUCUCGUCGUUGUAAAAGCAGUGUCUGACAAUGAUUCUCUGAGGGACUUUUUCGACAUUUGUGUGAUGCUACAUGAAUUUUUUCACCAUCCCAAAAUUUCUUCUUUAUAUGAAGGACAGACCAUUGUACGAUUGCUACCGCAACGAUGGUCCGGUCAUUUUGCAAUUACGAAGGUGGUGUCAUCAAACUACUCUGAAAUCAAUCGAGUGCUGGAUCAAGUAGUCACCCAGUCAACACUGUUCAAUGGAGAAGAUAGAGCAAAGAUUUUUGGGGCUCUUACAUCCAGCGGAUGCUGCAAUGCAGUCACGGACAGCGAGCCUGAAAGUCGGGCUUGA
This is a messenger RNA of Daktulosphaira vitifoliae (grape phylloxera), 1317 nucleotides long. RefSeq names its product zinc finger protein 862-like. The transcript is spliced from 2 exons. Bases 1 to 1317 code for a protein of 438 amino acids. The record is from RefSeq and is a predicted model, not a curated record. NCBI's taxonomy places the organism in Eukaryota, Metazoa, Arthropoda, Insecta, Hemiptera, Phylloxeridae.